AUGGGAUUGGGCUCUGCUCACGACCCCUGCACCCUAAUUGAAGCUAAGCAAGCAGUCAGGGUGAACACAUCCUUUUACACACUAAAGGCCAUGUCUUCCUUUCAGUAUGACCACCUGGACGCCGACUGGCUGGGGAUGCCCCCACUGCCCUCUCCUCGCUGUCUUUUUGGCCUGGGAGAGGCAGAAAACUCCAUUUUUGUGGUCGGCGGGAAAGAACUGAAAGAGGGAGAGAAGACCUUGGACUCCGUCUUAUGCUACGACCGGCUGUCCUUCAAGUGGGGUGAAGCCGACUCUCUUCCCUAUGCAGUCUACGGUCAUGCUGUGGUAUCGCACAAAGACCUCGUCUAUGUGAUCGGCGGCAAAGGAAGUGACAAGAAGUGUCUGAAGAAGAUGUGUGUCUACAACCCGAAUAAGUUUGAGUGGAAGGAGCUGGCGCCCAUGAAAACUGCCCGUUCCUUGUUCGGAGCCACCGUGCACAAUGACAAAAUCUACGUGGCAGCUGGUGUGACCGACUCUGGCUUAACGAACUCGGUGGAAGUGUACGACAUUGCGUCCAACAAGUGGGAGACCUUCACGGACUUCCCCCAGGAGCGCAGCUCGGUCAGCCUGGUGAGCCUGUCUGGGGUGCUCUACCUGCUCGGGGGAUUCGCCACGGUGGAGACGGAGUCAGGAGAGCUGGUGCCCACUGAGCUGAAUGACGUCUGGAGGUACGACGAAGAACAGAAGAAGUGGGAAGGGGUCCUCCGAGAGAUCCAGUACGCUUCUGGUGCCACCUUCCUUCCCGUGCGCCUCAACGUUUUGCGGCUAACCAAGAUGUAACGAGGCGCAGAUCAUUUUUUUCCAUGGAGCUCUGGGAUAAGUAGGGAGCAGCAGCAAGGCGAGGGGGUUGAGUUCAUGCCUAUCAGCAGAGGAAUGUGGCAGGGAUUCUCUGCACACAGCGUAGGACAUUGCAUCUGUGAUUGAUAUUUACCAUUUUAUCUAGCCAGCCAGGAAAGGAGAAAACUCAUCUUGAAGCUUUAUGGGAGGUGAACCACAGUAUAUCUAGAGGGGAUCUGGAGACUGCAAGGAGCUGGGGAUAGAAUAAUAAACAUGGAGCAAAGACCUUCUCCAGUCUCUGUAAGCAAGACAAAAGUCUGUAUUCUCGUUCCACUUAUUUCUCCAGCUUCUUCUCUCCUUUCUCUAAUGAAUUUUCCCACUUAAAGUAGCUUUAAGUAGUGUUUCCAGACGCCUCCUCUGAGAGGAAGAGGACAACAGAGGCAAAGGCAAGUGGUUCUUGGGGGACUUGGCUUGGAGGGGAUUACAAGACGAAGGAUUCCUGGAGGAUUCGACCUCCAGAUGGAUGAUGGUUGUUGGAGCAAGACAGUAAAAAGAAAAGAGCAUGUGUGCAUGGGUGGGAGAAAUGCCUUGGAUAUGGCAAUGCAAGGGAAAAAAGGUAGCUCCUCUGUCUCCAUCUGGUCUUUGGACUGAGGAGGCGGGCAAUACGAGGCAAUAGAUAGUUGCUGAGGCUGGAGGAUG
This is a messenger RNA of Nothoprocta perdicaria, 1515 nucleotides long. Its product is annotated as kelch-like protein 40. Gene Ontology annotation, biological process: negative regulation of protein ubiquitination; negative regulation of proteasomal ubiquitin-dependent protein catabolic process; skeletal muscle fiber development. The record is from RefSeq and is a predicted model, not a curated record. Gene Ontology annotation, cellular component: A band; I band. Gene Ontology annotation, molecular function: protein binding. The transcript has 5 exons. The coding region runs from base 1 to 819 and encodes 272 amino acids. Lineage: Eukaryota; Metazoa; Chordata; Aves; Tinamiformes; Tinamidae.